AUGCAAAGCCAGGCCCGCCCGACCAUGGCCAUCAUCACCACGGCGCGCUCUCUCUUCUCCACUCCACUCUCCCUGUCCUCCACCACCACCUCCUCCUCCUCCUUCCGAGCCUCUCAUCAUGAUGUGCAUGCACCAGUGCAACACCGCCAUUACCUUUCCUUCCUCCAUUUUACCAUCGCCUCCCCUCCUCACACCGCCGACACCUCCACCACCAUGGCCUCACAGGUCCCCUUCCAUGGCCUCCUGCUUCUGCUCCCGCUCCUCACCAUCACCACCGCGUCGUCGGCGCCGCUCCCGCUGCUCGCGCUUCUCUCUCUCAAGUCCUCCCUGAACGACCCGGCCGGCGCGCUCAGUCCAUGGACUUACGCCGCGGCGGCCUCCGCAGGCGCCACCCGGUCGCUCUCCCCUCCGUGGUGCGCAUGGCCCGGCGUCGUGUGCGACGCGGCCACCGGCGACGUCGUCGGGGUCGAUCUGUCUCGCCGCAACCUAUCCGGCACCGUCUCCCCCACGGCCGCCGCGCUGCUCGCGCCGACGCUGGCUUCGCUCAACCUCAGCUGGAACGCCUUCACGGGGGAGCUCCCGCCGGCGGUGUUCUUGCUCCGUCGUCUUGUGAAGCUUGACAUCAGCCACAACUUCUUCAACUCCACCUUCCCCGACGGCAUUGCCAGGCUCGGCUCCCUCUCCGUACUCGAUGCCUACAGCAACUGCUUCGAGGGCCAGCUUCCCCGCGGCAUCGGGGAGCUCCAGAGGCUCGAGCACCUCAACCUCGGGGGCAGUUUCUUCAAUGGGAGCAUUCCGGUCGAGGUUGGGCAGCUUCGGCAGCUACGCUUCCUGCACCUCGCCGGGAACGCCCUCUCAGGGCAGCUGCCGAAGGAGCUCGGCGAGCUCGCGCUGCUCGAACACCUUGAGGUCGGGUAUAAUGGCUACAAUGGUGGCAUACCAGCGGAGUUCGGUGGGCUGACGCAGCUCCGGUACCUCGACAUCGCCGCGGCAAAUGUGUCCGGCUCGCUUCCGCCGGAGCUUGGCGGGCUCGCGCGGCUCGAAUCUCUGUUUCUAUUCAAGAACAGGCUAGCCGGCGCAAUACCGCCGCCGUGGUCGCGCCUCCGAGCACUGCAGGUUCUUGACCUGUCGGACAACCAGCUCGCCGGAGCUAUACCCGCCGGUCUGGGCGAGCUCGCGAAUCUCACGACGCUGAACCUCAUGAGCAACUUCCUCUCCGCCACGAUCCCGGCGACGAUCGGUGAGCUUCCCAACCUCGAGGUGCUGCAACUGUGGAACAACUCACUCAUCGGGAGGCUGCCGGAGUCGCUCGGUACGAGCGGGCGGCUCGUUCGCCUGGACGUGUCGACCAACUCCCUCUCCGGCCCGAUCCCGUCGGGACUCUGCACCGAUCACCGACUCCUCCGCCUCAUACUCUUCGCCAACCGAUUUGACUCCGCCAUCCCGGCGAGCCUCGCCAACUGCUCGUCGCUGUGGCGGGUUCGGCUCGAGUCCAACCGGCUCUCCGGCACGAUUCCGUCCGGCUUCGGCGCGGUGCAGAACCUGACGUACAUGGACUUGAGCUCCAACGAGCUCACCGGCGGCAUUCCGGCUGAUCUGGUCAUUUCCCCGAGCCUGGAGUACCUCAACGUCUCCGGCAACCCGAUCGGCGGUACGCUUCCGAGCAAUACGUGGCGGGCACCGAAGCUGCAAGUCUUGGCGGCGAGCAAGUGCGCUCUGGACGGCGAAAUCCCGCCGUUUGGCACCUCCGGGUGCGCAAACUUGUACAGGCUGGAGCUGGCCUGGAAUGAGCUGAGCGGCGCGGUCCCCGGUGACAUUGGCAGCUGCAAGCGGCUGGUGAGCUUGAGGCUGCAGCACAACAACCUGAGUGGCGAGAUCCCAGCGGUGCUCGCGGCGCUGCCGUCGGUCACCGAGGUGGACCUCUCCUGGAACGUCCUUACCGGCAGCAUCCCGCCGGGCGUCGCCAAUUGUACUACGCUGGAGACCUUCGACGUGUCUUUCAACCAUUUAGCACCGGUUGGGACGGCCUCGCGGUCGCCGACUCCCGGCGAGGGCGGUUCAGCGCGCCACACCGCUGCAAUGUGGAUGUCAGCCGUGGCAGUGGCGUUCGCCGGAAUGGUGGUGCUGGCGCUUACCGCGCGCUGGCUGCAGUGUCUGGAGGACGACUCGGUGGCCUCGAGCAGCGCCGGAGCGGGAGGGGCACGCCCUAACGUAGUCGUUGGGCCGUGGAGGAUGACCGCGUUUCAGAGGCUGAGCUUCACAGCGGACGACGUGGCACGGUGCGUCGAGGGGAGCGACGGCAUCGUCGGCGCCGGGUCGUCGGGAACGGUGUACCGGGCGAAGAUGCCGAAUGGCGAGGUAAUCGCCGUGAAGAAGCUGUGGCAAGCGCCGGCGCAAAAGGAGACAGCCGCAGAUCACGCGGCGAAGCAAAUGGACACACAAGACGGCGGCGACGGCAACGAGAGGGUGCUCGCCGAGGUGGAGAUGCUCGGCCAUCUCCGCCACCGCAACAUCGUUCGGCUGCUCGGGGUGUGCACAAACGGCGAGACGACGAUGCUGCUCUACGAGUACAUGCCCAACGGCAGCCUCGACGAGCUCCUGCACGGCGCCACGGCGGGAAAGACGCCGAAGGCGCGCCCGGAGUGGGACGCGCGGUACAGAAUCGCCGUCGGCGUGGCGCAGGGCGUGAGCUACCUCCACCACGACUGCCUGCCCGCGGUGGCGCACCGCGACCUCAAGCCCAGCAACAUCCUCCUCGACGCCGACAUGGAGGCCCGCGUGGCCGACUUCGGCGUUGCCAAGGCUCUCCAGGGCGCCGCGCCAAUGUCCGUCGUUGCCGGCUCCUGCGGCUACAUCGCACCAGAGUACACGUACACACUGCGUGUGGACGAGAAGAGCGACGUGUACAGCUACGGCGUGGUGCUGCUGGAGAUUCUUACCGGGCGGAAGUCGGUGGAGGCGGAGUACGGGGAGGGCAGCAACAUUGUGGAUUGGGUGAGAUCCAAGGUCGCCGGCGGCGGCGGCGGCUUGCGCGACGUGAUGGAGCACGUUAGCAGCAACAGCGAGCCGGCGCGGGAGGAGAUGGCGCUGGUGCUGCGGGUGGCGCUGCUGUGCACGAGCCGGUGCCCGCAGGACCGGCCGUCGAUGAGGGACGUGCUGUCCAUGCUGCAGGAGGCCAGGCCCAAACCCGGCCGGAAACCGGCGGCGAAGAAGCUAGUGCCGUAG
Molecule: messenger RNA, 3225 nt
Organism: Triticum turgidum subsp. durum (durum wheat)
Lineage: Eukaryota; Viridiplantae; Streptophyta; Magnoliopsida; Poales; Poaceae
Source: the annotation of a GenBank genome assembly